AUGAACUUCAGGAAGUCGUGCCGCUGCCGAGUGUCACGCGCCGCCACUUCCGCCGUCGGCAGACUCCACAGGCAGACUCCGAAGCGGAAGCAGUCGGCGAGAAUCAGGAAAUGCAUGUGUCUGCCGUCUAAUUACGCCCUCGUGAAGUUCCCUGUGGUCUGGUCCGAACUCAGGGCUAAUCAGCAGCUGUGCGACGGUGCUAUAAGAUGCGCGGGGGAUCAAGUUUUCCCGGUUCAUCGCGUCAUAUUAUCCGCGGUGAGCCCGUACUUCAAGGCCCUUUUCACCUACAGUCUGAAAGGCGGCAAGACCGAGACCACGGAGGUCGCCAUCAAUUUCGUUCGCGGCGAGCUCUUCAGCCUGAUCCUCGAUUACGCCUACACCGGCACCUGUAACGUGAAUGCCGACAAUGUCGAGCAACUAUUACCGCUCGCCGAUCAAUUCGAGGUGCUCGGGAUCGUUCAGCUCUGCUGUCAGUUUUUGCUGCAAGAGCUGCGACCGGACAAUUGCUUAGGUAUCUUGAAAUUCGCACGCCACUACUUCUGCCGCGAUCUCGAGAAGCAAGGCCGGAAGUACGUGCAUCACCACUUCAAGCGGAUAAUGCGGGAGAGCGGGGAGUUCAAGGAUCUUCUUUGCGACGAGCUGGAGGCGAUAUUAAGCCACGACGAGCUCAACGUUAAAAAUGAGGAGAUCGUGUUCGACGCUGUCAGGACGUGGGUCGAGAGCCGGCUGGAGGAGAGACGGCCCUAUCUGCCCAGGUUGCUGGGAUGCAUACGUUAUGGCCUCAUGACUCAUAAGUAUUUCGUUAAUAACAUCGCCGGCUGGAAGCUCGUCGAUGGGGAUGAAGCCUGCCAGAAAAUACUGUUGCCGGUGAAUGCUUAUUUAACCGAGCGGGACUCGAAGCAGAACGGCGGGGAGAUCGAUCUGAGGAAUUCCCUCACGAGGCCGCGCGUACCCUACGAAAUUCUCUUCGCGAUUGGCGGAUGGAGCACAGGUUCGCCGACCAAUUUUGUGGAGACUUACGACACGAGAGCUGACAGGUGGUUUCUAUCAGUGAGCACGGACGUAACGCCAAGGGCUUAUCACGGAUUAUGCACCCUGAACAAUCUCAUCUACAUGAUCGGCGGAUACAACGGUAACGAGCACUUCAACACGGUCCGGUGCUUCGACCCGGUGACGAAAGAAUGGCAAGAACGAGCUUGCAUGUAUCACGCCAGGUGUUACGUCAGCGUUUGCGUUCACGGCGGCAAGAUUUAUGCGCUCGGCGGAUUCAACGGUCGCACGAGAAUGAGCUCCGGCGAGCGGUACGAGCCGCAGAAGAACCAAUGGGAGAUGAUCCCGGCCAUGCAUCGGCAACGAUCGGACGCCAGCGCGGCGGUGCUCCACGACAGGAUCUACAUCGCCGGCGGCUUCAACGGCCAAGAGAUCCUCAACUCGGCCGAGGUCUUCGACGUGGAGACCAGCCAAUGGAGCAACAUCCGCGCGAUGAUCAGCCCGCGAUCCGGCGUCUCCCUCGUCGCGUUUCGCGACAGUCUCUACGCCCUCGGCGGGUUCAGCGGCGUCGCCAGACUCAGUUCCGGAGAGCGCUACACUCCAAACCAUUCCGACCAGUGGCACGAAGUGUCGGAGAUGUUUAGCCCACGCAGCAAUUUCGCCACGGCGGUCCUCGACGAUAUGAUUUUUGUCAUUGGCGGUUACAACGGAUCGAGCACGGUCCCGUACGUCGAGUGUUACGACGCGGACUACAACGAAUGGUACGACGCAUCUCCCAUGAAUCUCAGCCGCAGCGGUCUCAGUGCCUGCGUGAUAGGUUUAGCGAACGCGCGCGAAUAUUCCUAUCUGGGCAAAGCUCAGGAUCUUGGUCAAGGGCAAGCAACGUCGAAGAGCCGGGAAAAGUUUGGCCAACCUGACGAGGCUUCCGCCGAGACUAACGACAUCAUCGCCGUGGAUGAGGAGGGGAUACAAUGGACGCGGGACGAGUCGAUGUACGUUGUACAAGAACUCGAUUGA
Molecule: messenger RNA, 2007 nt
Organism: Dinoponera quadriceps
Lineage: Eukaryota; Metazoa; Arthropoda; Insecta; Hymenoptera; Formicidae
Product: kelch-like protein 10
Exons: 9
Coding region: 1-2007 (668 amino acids)
Molecular function (GO): protein binding
Source: RefSeq, a predicted model, not a curated record